Molecule: messenger RNA, 2535 nt
Organism: Hemicordylus capensis (graceful crag lizard)
Lineage: Eukaryota; Metazoa; Chordata; Lepidosauria; Squamata; Cordylidae
Product: vomeronasal type-2 receptor 26-like
Exons: 7
Coding region: 1-2535 (844 amino acids)
Biological process (GO): G protein-coupled receptor signaling pathway
Cellular component (GO): membrane
Molecular function (GO): G protein-coupled receptor activity
Source: RefSeq, a predicted model, not a curated record
AUGGCCUCAACAACACUCUCCAAGGCCACUGCAGCCCUUGGUGGAGGCAGCCCCAUAAUUGGGGGAAUUACUUCUCAGAUCUUCAUGUUCGUUGGAGAAAUUACCUUCAGUCAGCACCCACAUCAGUCAGUGAUCCAUGAUACCAUGAUAGUAACUAAGCACUACCAGCAUAUCCUGGCCUUGGCAUUUGCUGUAAAGGAGAUAAACGAAAACCAUCAAGUCUUACCCAAUGCCACCUUGGGCUUCCACAUCUAUGACAGCUACUUCAGUCCAAAAGACAGCUACCGUGCUGCAAUGAAACUUAUCUCGACACAUAACAGAUUCACACCCAACUACAAGUGUGGCAAGAACAACCUAAUAUCAGUCAUUGGAGACCUUUCUCCUGAAAUCUCCCUCCAUAUAUCAACCAUCCUCAGCAUCUACAAAAUACCUCAGUUUACUUAUGGCCCUGCUCCAGUGAUGAAUGAUAAAACCGAAUCAAUUCUCUUCUACCAGAUGGUCCCCAAUGAAAUGUAUGUGUAUAAGGGGAUUAUUCAGUUACUUUUGUAUUUUCGGUGGACAUGGGUGGGUGUUCUUGCCAGAAAUAAUGAAAACGGAGAAAGGUUUGUGCAGACUAUCCACGUACUGUUUUCCCCAAGUGGCAUCUGUCUUGCCUUCUUAAGAAGAACUGAUACAUUUCACAUGAAUCAAGUUUUUGAGAAUCAAGCAUGGUUGGUGGAAACAUACAAGGUUUUUAUGAAGAGUCAUGCCAAUGUAGUGAUAAUCUAUGAAGAGGCUAUACUAUUGCUGAGAUGGUUGCUCUAUCUGCCCCAAAUGGAAUGGGUGACAAUGGAGCCUAAGGGGAAAGUGUGGAUUAUUAAAACCCAGAUGGAGUUCACAUCGUUGAUGUAUCAAAGGAGUUGGGAUAUACAAGACUUGCAUGGUGCUUUGUCCAUCAGCACUCAUUCCACUGAACUAUUGGGAUACCAAAAUUUUCUGCAGACUAGGAACCAUCUCUUGGCCAAAGAAGAUGGCUUUAUCAGGAACUUCUGGGAACAGGCUUUCACCUGUGUAUUUCCAAAUCCAUCGGAUAAUAUAGAAGCUGAGAACAUCUGUACAGGAGUUGAGAAGCUGGAAAGCCUUCCUGGCUUUUUCUUUGAGAUGAGUAUGACUGGGCACAGCUACAAUAUUUACAAAGCUGUCUAUGCUGUGGCCUAUUCUUUACAUGCCCUGUUCUCAUCCAGACUCAAAGACAGAGAAAUGGUCAAUACAAGGAGAGUGAAUCUUCAGGAACUGUCAUGGCAGCUACACCAUUUUUUGAAAAGAGUCUCAUUUAACAACAGCGGUGGGGAUGAGAUCUCUUUUGACAAGAAUGGGGAAGCACUAGCUGGAUUUGAGAUUUUCAACUGGGUCACUUUCCCAAACCAAUCCUUUAAAAGAGUACAAAUUGGAAGGCUGGAUUCUCAGGGGAAAGUAUUCAUCAGUCAUGAUGAAGCCAUCACCUGGCAUAGCACUUUUAACCAGACAUUGCCCAUUUCUGUGUGCACAGACAGCUGCUGCCCUGGUUAUUUCAGGAGAAAACAGGAGGGAAAGGAAUUUUGCUGUUUUGAUUGCAUCCCAUGUCCAGAAGGGAAGAUUUCAAGCCAGAAGGACACAGAUAACUGCUUAAUAUGCCCAGAUGAUCACUAUCCAAGCGUGGAUAAGGAUUCAUGUAUUCCAAAGAAGAUAACCUUCCUAUCGUAUGAAGAACCUCUGGGAACCUGUUUAGCAUUUUUGGCCCUUUCCUUUUCUUUGUUCACAACUUUGGUUCUGGGGACAUUUAAAAAGCAUCAUGACACUCCCAUUGUUAAAGCCAACAACCGGAACCUCAGCUAUGCUCUCCUCAUCUCCCUCCUGCUCUGCUUCCUUUCUGCACUGCUAUUCAUUGGACAUCCUGAGAAGGUGACGUGUCUCUUCCGACAAAGUGCUUUUGCCAUCAUCUUCUCUGUGGCUGUUUCUUGUGUGUUGGCAAAAAGCAUCACAGUGGUUCUGGCUUUUAAGACCACCAAGCCAGGAAGCAGUAUGAGGAAAUGGGUGGGAAAGGAACUGACCAUCUCCAUUGUUCUUUCCUGCUCUUUUAUCCAAGCAGGCAUCUGUACUCUGUGGCUAACCCUCUAUCCUCCUUUCCCAGAUGCUGAUAUGCAUUCAAUGAAUAAAGAAAUUGUCCUGGAAUGUAAUGAAAGAGCAACUAUGUUUUAUUGUGUUCUAGGCUUCAUGGGUUUGCUGGCCAGUGUGAGCUUCACUGUGGCAUUUUUUGCCAGGAAGUUACCUGAUAGUUUCAAUGAAGCCAAACUCAUCACUUUCAGCAUGGUAGUGUUUUGUAGUGUUUGGCUGUCCUUUUUUCCAACAUAUCUGAGCACCAAGGGGAAAUAUACAGUGGCUGUGGAGAUCUUCUCUAUCUUAGCCUCCAGUGCUGGCUUGCUGGUUUGCAUCUUUUGCCCUAAAUGUUACAUUAUUGUGUUGAGGCCAGAGCUGAACAAAAGGGAACAGCUAUGGGGAAAGCACUGCAAAACAUAA